AUUUUUUCUUAUAUCGGCAUGAAGUAUUUUGAAAAUAGAAAUCAUUAUGACAUAGACAGUCAGUAAGCUUUUUACUUUAGUUUACGCAUUUUAUGUAUUUAUUAAAAUUUUUGUACUAAAAUGCUUUCAAAACUCUUGCGACCAGUAUCUAUUAUACGACAUUCGCUACAUUCGUUCAAAAUGAAACACCCAAAUCAAAUUAUUGUGAGAAAUUCAGGUGAUUAUAUACCGGCUACACAAUAUGAUAUUCCCAUACCGAAGAGACUGCAUAUUCUUUACGUUUUGAGGGUUUAUUGGGAAACAAUACCCUUAUUCGCGGUCACCAUGACUAGCUGUACUAUAUGCGUUCUAUCUUGCAUUUGGGCAACUCUGAACAAGGUAGACGUUGUGUAUACUACCCACAGCCGUGAUUGCAUAUCCCGUACCAUGGAUCUGCGGAACCCUUCAGUGCACAAAAUAAUAAUUAUAAACCAACGCUAUGAACCGUGGCCCGAGAUGCAAGACGUUCUGGAUAAAAUGACGCUCGCGCAGAAGAGGGCACUAAUGCGGGCACAGACUUGUAAACACGCAUAAGCGUGGUGAUUUUUUUUUUUUUUGAAAUAUUUAUUGUUAAAAUUUAUUGUUUAUAUGUGUUGUGUUUAUCAGCCACUGGUUUCCAUAACACAAGCGAAAGCUUAGUACGGGAUCAAAUCGUGCCGUGUAUGAAAAUG
Messenger RNA from Colias croceus (clouded yellow), 710 nucleotides. RefSeq lists its product as uncharacterized. The record is from RefSeq and is a predicted model, not a curated record. The coding region runs from base 121 to 573 and encodes 150 amino acids. Lineage: Eukaryota; Metazoa; Arthropoda; Insecta; Lepidoptera; Pieridae. The transcript has 2 exons.